This is a messenger RNA of Achroia grisella, 754 nucleotides long. It is a transcript of the gene Pop5, whose product is annotated as ribonuclease P/MRP protein subunit POP5. The record is from RefSeq and is a predicted model, not a curated record. Bases 169 to 639 code for a protein of 156 amino acids. NCBI's taxonomy places the organism in Eukaryota, Metazoa, Arthropoda, Insecta, Lepidoptera, Pyralidae. Gene Ontology annotation, cellular component: ribonuclease P complex. The transcript has 2 exons. Gene Ontology annotation, biological process: tRNA 5'-leader removal. Gene Ontology annotation, molecular function: ribonuclease P RNA binding.
UAAGCAUUAGUAAGCAAACAGCAGAAACAAUAUAGAUAUACAAAUUCAUGCAUAAAUUCUCCAUUAACCUCCAAUUCGCUUAGAUCUAUGUAAAUAUAAACAAAUAAUAAUUCUCAAAAUCUAAGCAGUAACACUUAUUUCAUAGUUUGAUAGUAUUGUAUCAUCACAAUGGUACGGUUCAAGAACAGGUAUAUUACUGUGGAAAUAGAAGCCCCUGAUGUUCCUGUCUCAAGGCCUCUCUAUUUGAAGUCAAGAAUAUUCCAUGAAAGUGUAAUGAGUAAAUUACAACAGCUCCAUGGUGACUUUGGUAUUGCAGCUGUGAGAAAUGGUUUCCUUACUAAAUACUGUAAUGAUGUUACGAGAAUAGCAAUAAUAAGAGUGAGACAUGGCCCCCAUAAGUAUAUUAUAACCACCUUACCAUUUAUAACUAAAAUUGGAAAAUUAGACAUGAGACUAAAAACUUUGCAUGUGGGUGCUACAUUAAAACAUAGUUUCAAAUUCAUACAAAAACAUCAAAGAGCAUAUUUAGAUUCUGAAUGGUCAAAGCUGAAAACAGAUGAGGAAAGGCAUAAAUUGGAAGCUGCUGUUAUGGACUUUACAAAAACUGAUGUAUCAGUAAAUUUAGAGAACAUUGUUUAAUUAUCUGUAAACUAUGACUGCUGUGAAAAAUCAGAUACACAGUUAUAUUUUAUUUAAAUGUACACUGUUAAGCAUUAAAAAAUAAUUGUAACUUUUAAAUAAAUACCUGAAUAAC